UUUAUUGAGCGGGACUUUUCGUCGAGUCGCGCUCUGAGCAAGAGCGGGUUGGCGUUUCUCUUCGAGGAGCGCCAUUAUCGCCCGAUUGGUCGAUGCUGCUGGAUGCCCAACGCCGCUCCUUCCACCCACACACCCUCCCGGUCACCGAACGUCAGCUACCGGAGAGCGGGCCACGCGGUGAUUUAAACACGGAGAGAGAGAGAAGGUGUUUACGUGAGAGACAGGAGCGUCUCCGGAAAGAGUGCGAGUGCACACUGUAGACAUCCACACGGUGGAGCAAAGCCUACAAACUUUAUUCCUUUUCUUUCUUUCAUUUCUUUUUUAAGAUAUAUUCCUGUUUACGAACACUCCCCUCCCCCUGAACAAAGACAAAGUUUUGACAUCCCCACCAAAAAAAGAGCAAAAACAACAACUAUUUAUCACCCCACUUGUCCGCUUGGCUCUACUUGACGUUUCUUUUUAAAGCAACAAGUGUUGUCGGCUACGGUUCUUUUUCCACACAGGAGGAAAAAAAGAAAUACCGAUGAUAUAUUAGCUACCGUGGUCACUCGGUGUGGCACCGCAGUGACACCAGGACUGCCAUGAUCGUGUCCAACGUGAGCCUGAGCGGCUGCGCGGAUUUCAACAGCGCUCUGUGUGCCGGAGCCGGGGAAGGGCACCUGGGGGGCGGAUCAUACCGGACCGCUCUCACCCCGACUGGGAACCUGGUAGUGGCUGUGUGCCUGGGCUUUAUCGGCACUUUCGGACUUAUUAACAACCUGCUGGUGCUUGUUCUUUUCUGCCGCUACAAGAUGCUGCGGUCGCCCAUCAACCUGCUCCUGAUGAACAUUUCCAUCAGCGACCUGCUGGUGUGCGUACUGGGGACUCCGUUCAGCUUCGCGGCCAGCACGCAAGGAAGGUGGCUCAUAGGGGAACGGGGCUGCGUGUGGUACGGCUUCGCCAACUCGCUCUGUGGCAUUGUGUCCCUCAUCUCUCUGGCUGUCCUCUCCUAUGAGCGCUACAGCACUAUGAUGGCUCCCACUGAGGCGGACUCCUCCAACUACCGUAAAAUCUCCCUUGGCAUCAUCAUGUCCUGGGCGUACUCACUUAUCUGGACCCUGCCGCCGCUCUUCGGCUGGAGCCACUACGGCCCAGAGGGACCUGGGACCACCUGCUCUGUCGAUUGGACAGCCAAGACAGCAAAUAACAUCUCUUACAUCAUCUGUCUGUUUAUAUUCUGCCUCAUCGUGCCCUUCCUGGUGAUUGUGUUCUGCUACGGAAAGCUACUGUCUGCCAUCAGACAGGUAAGAGGAAUCAAUGCGUCGAUGAGCAGGAAACGUGAGCAGCGCGUGCUAUUCAUGGUGGUGAUUAUGGUGAUGUGCUACCUAAUAUGCUGGCUGCCUUAUGGCAUCAUGGCCCUACUGGCCACCUUCGGCCCACCGGGCCUGGUCACACCGGAGGCGAGCAUCAUCCCCUCAGUCCUUGCCAAAACGAGCACGGUCAUCAACCCAGUCAUCUACGUCUUCAUGAAUAAACAGUUUUACAGGUGCUUCCAAGCCCUGCUGCAGUGUGAAGCUCCUCGACGAGGCUCCAGCUUAAAGAGUUCCUCCAAGGUCCCCACCAAGGCCAUGAGGGGAAUAGCAGGAACUGGUCCCCGCCGUACUAACGAAUUCCUAUUUAUGGUAGCCUCAUUGGGUCAACCAGCUGCUACAGUCCCCCAACUGGGGCUCUCAUGUGAACCUACUAUCGAUAUCACAAAAGCCCCUUCUUCAGACAAUAAACCUGUUGUAGUCUCACUAGUGGCUCACCGUGAUGGCUGACAAUUGGUUAUAUAAUCAUAAAACCCUAAGGUCCCCAUCCAGGAGAUCAGUGAAAAAGAAAGAGGUGGUUUUACUGAGACUUGGAAAGCGGCGGUCUGCCAGUCCAGGUGGAUUCAACGUGACUCCAGCAUUAACUCUGGCCUGCCUAGUACAGAUGAUAGAUCAGUAAGAAAGGGCUGUCUCUGGAAAAUGUGAGCAACUAUCAGAGAUGACAGUAAAUCUACAGAAGCUGGGAGUUUGUAUUUUUUACUGAGAAAAGAAACACUCAUGAUCCUUUCUUAGAAAGCACAUUUAAAGGAUGCUCUUAUCAGAGUUCUGGAGUCAGACUGUAAUAAAAGAGGAAUUAUAAGGAUCAUUUUGUGCAAUAUCUCAUUCUCUUAAAAUGUCAUAACAAUAGUGUGUUCAGGAGUGCUGGGGAAGGGCUAUGAUUGGUCUGUACUGAUUGUUACUGACAGCAGUUACAAAGUGAAGUGAAAUUGAAGAACACCAGCCACUUAUGACUGCAAGCUUUUUGAAGUCCUUCAGAAUGAGAUAACUUUAAUAAUCUGUGCAAGGGGAAUGCUUUUGCAGCACUUGCACAAAUAAAAGAAAGUUGUAAAAUUACACAGAAACACAAAGUGUAAUGCAAUAAAAGUACCUGAGAAACGACAGAGGUGCAAACUUAAAUGGAAGUGGUGAUAACUUUACCACCAUAGAGUGGCAAACUCUAUAGAAAACUAUAGAGUUAAGUCUUCAAACCAGCAAUAGUAGCGGCCAUAACAGUUACAAGAAAAAAAUCAAACGAGUGCAAUAAGUCAAGAUGUUAAAUUGGGUAAAGAGAAGGAGUAGCAUUCACAAUUAAAUGUCUUAAUAAAAAGUUAAUUGUACAUUUAACAUUCCUAGUAUGCUGGGGGUGUUUGGAUUUUUUUCAGGGAGAUAGACUUUGGAAAGAAAUACUGUAACUGCAAGUUGGAAAUCACUGUACAGCCCAUUCAGUAAUGGCUGUGAAUGUGCAGUCUAAUGUAAAGGAGUUUGAUGAAAUGCAGCAUCUAGCAAUGUUAAAUAUUUAGCACUUGUAUACCUCGAAUUUUAUAUUCAUGCUGUGUUUUGUUAGAGUUUUAAAUGUGUAUUUAGAGGAAAGAGGUAACAUCCUAAAAUGUAAGUAGAAGAUUAAAUAUUGUUGCACACCAUGUAUGUUUCAUGGCAGGGUAUUCUGAAAUGACAAUGGGCUCUUUCAGCAAACUAUGCUGCAAUAUCAACUGCAAUGUUCGGGAAAGUUGACUAAUAUAAGAAAAAUUUGAUGGUUUUGAUGUGGUCAUUAAAUUCCCUUGAUUUGUGAUUUGGGAUGUGCCAGUUUAAAGUAAAACAAAAAACCAAAACAACUGUUAAUGUCUUCAUGCCUGACAACCCAGGAGGUCUCGUGGCGUUCAUUCAUCGACUGCUCAGAGCUGUUUUAGCAAGAGGGGAGCACAAAAUUACACACUGUUGUGGCUGAAUGGUAUAAGUUUGUAUUGGCAAUUUUUGUAAAUCACUUUUACCACAAAAGCUGUUUUGAGUAAAAACAAAACAAUUUUGGAGGUGCAUUGUUCAAUAUUUUUUUACAGGCACAGAGCUGCAAUGAAGGAAAUUUAUUUACAGUGAAGGGCGAAUUUUCAGGGACAGUGUAUUUACAACAGAAUGUGAAUGGGAACGCGGAGCCAGGACGUGCAGGUGAAGAAACACACACUGGUAGCGCACUCGAUUUGGUACUGUUUGCCAAAACCUCCAGAAGGAAACGAACCAGACGAGGCGACCCGAAGAAACAGAGAGGCGAAAUCCUGGGGAGGAAACAAAACCCUGUACAGUCACCAGCAAAAAUAAUCCACAGGCUCCAACAGUAACGCAGGUGUCACUGCCCCUUUACACACUGAGGAAAGUUUCUGUUAAAGUUUCAAAACUGACUCACCUAUAGUUUUCCUGACAGUAAAAAUGGGUCUGGGCUCUUAUAGGUUAAAGAAGACGGACAUCAGUAAUGUCUCAUGUAUGUAUAUGUUAAGCAAUGAUUUGUCAUUAGCUGUUCAGGGGAUGUUAUGGGUGCAUAUAGAGCUAUUUAGUGUAGUUUGAGGGCUGGCGUCAUUUUUUGUUACUAGUUCAAAACCCAUAUUCAAAUGAAAAUGUUGACUGUGAGCUCUCAGUCUAAAAAGCUUAUUGCCUGCAUAACCCUGAGCCUAGAGGAGAUUUAAGCUACAUUCAUUUUGUGGUGAAGCUCUUAGAGCACCACCAAUGUAUAGACAUUUAAAGAGAAAAAAGCUAACAUGAGAUGUUAAUUAUAGCUGAUAAAACCUUCGGCUGCUGUGUUUAAACAGUGAUUCAAGAGAUUUCAACACUUUUGGAACAUCUCUAUUCCGAGGGUUUUUCAGUGUUUAAACUAUAAAAUGACAAGCAUAGAAAGAUCGAUUUUUUACAAUAAAUUAUUAUUAUCUAUUCUUUCCAAGCUGCAAAUGUUGAUCAGUGUGUAGAAAGUAUUUUCCAAUGCAUCUUGUGUUCAUAGUGCAUGAGCACAAGUGGUUACACUACAGCCCAAGUUUGAUUCUUCUCUUCUUUUCUCUUCCUGGCUCUCAGUAUCAAAAGCACAAAGACCAAAAAAGUAAAUCUUAAAAAGCAUUGCUUUUUGCAUGCUGUUAUUAAUACUGAAUUUCAGACUAUGUGUGUCAGAUAGCAGAAGAUGUUUUUUCAUUACUUGAGGUCCUGGGAACUACUUCCAAGGACCUUUAAUAUCUCAAAUCUGGGUAGAGUCAGGAGACAAUGAUGGACUUCAUUAAACCUGAGUCUCAGGGCAUAAUGUCUGAUUAUUUAACUGAAUAGUCUCAAGGCUAGACUGAAGAUGGGGUGAGUAGUAUCCUUUGUUCUUUGAUCUUAUUUCAACAGUGAUUAUAACUGAGUAAUAUUGCAUUGUUCCAGACGCUGUGAGUAAUAAUGCAAAACAAAUAUGUGCCUAUGAGUCAAGGAGUCUCAUCAAAUUUUUCUGACUGUAAGUCAGAUUUGACAAAAUAACUGUCUAAGAUGAUGUUUUAGGAGGUUUUGUUACUUACAAGUCAUUAAAAUGAUUGUAUUUCACAUUGUAAAGUUAAAAUAUAUUUCUGAAUUCACUAAUAAAUUGAGUAAGACAAAAAUAAAGAACUUAUUAAAAACUGAGCACUCACUGAGAAAUAGUGUCCUCUUUUUAUCCCACGUACCCCCUAAUUCACAGUAUGAUGAAUAUGCCUACAGUGGAACCCCGACUUACGAAAUUAAUUUGUUCCCGAGGGUCUUCGUAAAACGAAAAUUUUCGUAAGAUGAAGCACCCAUCGCGCAUUUUGACUGAGGCGAUGCUGAACGACAGGCUAUAGGCUAAUUGCUAUCUAGAACAACAACCAAGGGGUUGUCACAUGAUUCGGAAGGCAUUGUGGGCAUUGUAGGCUCAGCCAAUCAGAACCAGCGGAUUUCAUUACUCGGGCAUUUUGCCAUAACACGGGCAAAAAUAUUAGGUGGUAAUACCUUCCUAUUUCCACAAUAUUAUCUUCUUGUUACCACCCCAUAAUUACCACAUUAUUACUGAACUGUGGUGGUAUCCAUUCACCCACCUAAAUCCAUGCAUUCAAUCUUUCUCUUUAUUACUUUUUUAGUACCUCUCCAUGCAUCUCAGCCAAGUGUUUUGCCAAGGGCUCCUUAAGUUAUAGUGCAAAGAGAAAACAGGAUUGGAAAAAAGUUUUGCACUGCUCAAACACAGAUUUGUCCCUUAAUGUAAUAAAACCAUAUGGUUUUAUCUUCAAAAAAAAAGUAUGUCUAAUUUGCCUAUUAAAGGAAGCAUGAAUGAGAUAGUAAUAGGAUGCUGGUUGAUUUUGAUGCAUUCACUUAAUAGGGUUCCCAUCUGGUAUAGACAAAGGCGUAGAUUUGGCAUGGACGGAAGGGACAUGU
Molecule: messenger RNA, 5714 nt
Organism: Haplochromis burtoni (Burton's mouthbrooder)
Lineage: Eukaryota; Metazoa; Chordata; Actinopteri; Cichliformes; Cichlidae
Product: vertebrate ancient opsin
Exons: 4
Coding region: 582-1799 (405 amino acids)
Biological process (GO): visual perception; G protein-coupled receptor signaling pathway
Cellular component (GO): membrane; photoreceptor outer segment
Molecular function (GO): G protein-coupled receptor activity
Source: RefSeq, a predicted model, not a curated record